Mustela erminea (ermine) is the source of this 521-nucleotide messenger RNA. Its product is annotated as eukaryotic translation initiation factor 1-like. The coding region runs from base 1 to 372 and encodes 123 amino acids. The record is from RefSeq and is a predicted model, not a curated record. Lineage: Eukaryota; Metazoa; Chordata; Mammalia; Carnivora; Mustelidae. The transcript has a single exon. Gene Ontology annotation, biological process: translational initiation. Gene Ontology annotation, cellular component: eukaryotic 43S preinitiation complex. Gene Ontology annotation, molecular function: ribosomal small subunit binding; RNA binding; translation initiation factor activity.
AUGUCUGCUAGCCAGAAACUCCAAUCUUUCGACCCCUUUGCUGAUGCAAGUAAGGGUGACCAUCUGCUUCCUACUGGCACUGAGGAUUACACCCAUAUAACAAUUCAAGAGAGAAACAGCAGGAAGACCCUUACCACUGUCCAAGGGAUCACUGAUGAUUACGAUAAAAAGAAACUAUUGAAGAUGUUUAAGAAGAAAUUUGCCUGCCAUGGUGCUGUAAUUGAGCUUCUAGAAUAUGGAGAAGUAAUUCAGCUACAGGGUGACCAGCACAAGAACACAUGCCAGUUCCUGGUAGAGACUGGACUGGCUCAAGAUGACCAGCUGAACGGAGUUUCAUGGGCUUUAAGUGCUUUAGGCUUCACUGAAGCUUAAGUGAGGAUUUCCUUGCAAUGAGUACAAUUUCCCUUCUGUCCCUUUUCACAAGUUUAAAAAAUCUCACAGCUUGUAUAAUGUAACCAUUUGGGGUCCGCUUUUAAUUUGGACUAGUGUAAUUCCUUCAUGCAAUAAAUGGAAAAGAGCCA